Molecule: messenger RNA, 1389 nt
Organism: Durusdinium trenchii
Lineage: Eukaryota; Dinophyceae; Suessiales; Symbiodiniaceae
Source: the annotation of a GenBank genome assembly
AUGGAGGCUUAUUCCGAGGGUGGGGUGGUGGACAUGGUCAUGGAGCUUUGCAAGGGAAACUUGCAGGAGUUCAUUGCUGACAAUGUCGCAAGGCUUCCGAACUACCACAGGGUCUACAUCCCGCCCGAAGCCACAACGAUUGCGAUGGUCAUGCAGAAGCUCUUGGAAACUGUCCUGUUCCUUCACGAAAAGCGCGUUGCACAUCGGGACAUCAAGCCUGAGAACGUGCUGAAGUCCUCAAGCGGCCGUUGGAAACUGGCGGAUUUCAACCUCGCGACCAGCUUUGAACCGAAGCGCUUCAUGAGAGAUAAUGUGGGCACCCUGCCUUUCCAGGCGCCUGAGGUGCCACAAAGGAAAUACACGGAGAAGUGCGACAUCCACAGCAUGGGAGUUCUCUUCAUCAACUUGGUGACGGGAAAGCAUUACUGGCGACCCGAGCAUACCCAGAAUCAGGAGGAUAUCGAAGCGGGGAAAGAGCUGAUGAGUGAAAAGACCUGGAAGGGGAACAAGCUCGGAACUGAUGCUCUGGAUUUUGCGAAGCAAAUGGUUGCUCCGGAGAAUGAACGCUACAGUGCAGAAGAAGCCUUGGGCAAUCCGCGUAUGCCUGGCGCCCAUGACUCUCCCCAAGUCCAUUUCGAGGUGAAGAACCCCUUUCUUGAAGGAGACGAGUUCAUGCAGUUCGUUUGCCUCUACGAGUCUCGGCUGCACGAGCUCUACCGGGCGGAGUUCCUGAAGUAUGAGCGUGGACCAGGAACGAUGUCUGUCGAAAGCCUUCCUCUCUUGCUUUCAGAGCUGGGUCUGGAGCCACGUCGAGUGGUCAUUGAGGAGCUGCUGCAGGAAGUGUGUGGAGCCAAGCCCGGCUCUCUGGAGUUUCGAGAUGUGGCGGCCGUGAUGGAACUCCUGCGUGCGCGGGAAGGUUUCCUGGUGGAGGAACUGGAGCGCUUUCGGGCCGUGUUCCAAGACUUCGAUUCCGACGCCUCCGGGGACAUGUCCGCCGCGGAGCUGGGAAGUGCGUUAUCCUGGCUUGGCUUCCCCUAUACCAAUGAGAAGGUGCAGAGCCUCUACAAGCAAAGCGACAUGAACGGGAAUGGCGUCCUGAGCGAGUCGGAGUUUGUCAUUUGCCUUCGGCAUAUCCAAGAUGCCGAGCUCAGCACCAUCCGACAGGUGCUGCGCCGGUCCCCGAGCGACGGCCACAUUUCCUCGGUGCGGGAGCUUGAGGUGCUCCUGAUGACACUGGGUUACCAAGCUUCUGCUCCAGCCUUGGCCGAUGCCAUGCAGGAAGCGAAGCUUUGCCCUCCGAAGAUGGAUCCCGAACAACUCCAGGUGGUGCCGUAUGCCGCCUGGGGCCGUGCCUGGGGAGAUGCAGUGCAUGGGAGUGCUUCUGUGUAG